Messenger RNA from Amphibalanus amphitrite, 1551 nucleotides. RefSeq lists its product as uncharacterized. The coding region runs from base 1 to 1551 and encodes 516 amino acids. Gene Ontology annotation, molecular function: nucleic acid binding; RNA-DNA hybrid ribonuclease activity. Lineage: Eukaryota; Metazoa; Arthropoda; Thecostraca; Balanomorpha; Balanidae. The record is from RefSeq and is a predicted model, not a curated record. The transcript has 2 exons.
AUGGUCAGGUGGGCCAACAGGUGGAAGAUGGUGAUCGCCGGGGAGAAGACCCAGGCCCUGGUCCUCUCCCAGUGGUCCCAUGACGCCAAGGACUUCCUGAUCAAGGAGGCGCAACUACGGACCGUUGCCAACGGUUACGUCCGGAGUGCCCUGGAGUACGCGGCAGCGGCGUGGCUCCCGGCGGCGUCUGAAGCUCACGUCGAGCUGAUCGAACGCGAGCUGCGAGCGGCGGCCCGUGCGGUCACUGGCUGCACGGCCUCGACCCCGGCCGCGCCGCUGAUGGCCGAGGCCGGCAUCCCGCCGGCGCGAGUGCGAUGCCCGGCGCUGGCCGCCCGCAUGGUGGGCCAGGCCGCUUCGCUGCCCGGCGACGAUCCGCUCCGUGCCGUCGGAGAGAUGCACGUCGCGCCCCGCCUGAGGACGACCACCGGAUGGCGUGAGGUCGGCCACCGCGCCCUGGCUUGGUCCACAGGCGCGGUCGACGUCAAAGAUGAAGGACGCCCUACAAAGACCAUCCCACCGUGGGACCACCAUGAAGAAGCUGUGACUUUCUGCCUGGACGUCGGCCCCGGCGGCCAGAGAGCGGCCCCUGCGCACAUACGGAGGGGAGCGGCAGAGGCUACACUGGAACAUCUGCCGCCCCGCGCCACCUGGCUAUGGUCGGACGGCUCGGCGGAGAGAGGUGUCUCCCAGGGCGGGGGCGGUGCCACCAUCACCCUCCCGUCGGGAGAGACUCGGGAGGUCCAAGUCCCAGCGGGCCAGCUCUGCUCCAGCACGCGGGCAGAGCUGUGUGCCCUGAAGGCAGCCCUGAACGCCAUCCGAGACGCCGACGCCGACAUCGCAGACGACCCAAUAGUCAUCUGCACCGACUCCCAGGCCGCCCUGAGGUUGCUGGAGAGCGGCGCCUCCGCCCAGACGACUCAUCUAGGGAUCUCCAUCUGGGAGGACCUACUCGCUCUCUCCCGCCGAGGGUCACCGAUCCGCCUCCAGUGGGUCCCGGCGCACUGCGGCCUGCGGGAUAAUGAGAGGGCCGAUGAGCUGGCCAAGGAGGCCUUCGGCCUACCCCAGGAGGCAGCAGCAACAGACGUGAGGACGCUAACGAAGGCCGUCGCACGCUGCGCCUCCCACCGCUGGCGGCAGGAAUGGCCGUCCAGCUUCUUCAAGGACAUCAUGCGGGACCGUAUGCCGUCCCCGCUCAACAACCUCGACCGGGAUGCCGCCGUCAACGUUCACCAGCUGCGGGCCGGGCACUGGGGCCGCUCGGAGCAGUAUCUGCACCGUAUCGGGCGGCGCCCCAUCCCGACCUGCCAGCAGUGCAACCUCAAGGCGUGCCCCGCAGCCCACUGCAUCGUGUGCAGAGAGGGCGCCGACACCCCGGAGCAUGUGCUGCUCAGGUGCCCGUGCCUGGCCGGCGCCCGCCUGCGACUGACGGGCAACAUCCACAUUCGACCAGAGCAGCUGAAGGACGGCGAGCUGGUGGCGGCCUUGGCCGCCGGCUACCUCCGCCACAAAGAGCCCCUCAUGGGGCUACAGGCCGGCCUCGGCCGGCCCUGA